GAAAGGAAGAGAGCAAAGGGGAGAGAAAAUGGCAAGGAAAAGGAUGACUAGCUGACUUACCUCUGAUGACACAAGCCAAUAUUACAUGAAACUGAUUUUUUGGGACCAGCAGAGAAACAUGCAGGCAGAGAGGAAGUAACAGCUCUUCACGCAGGCAACACCGCUGCCCUCAUAAACCGACAAGGAUUUAUGAUGAUGGAGAACAGCCUUGCCUCAUGACGGAAUAUGUGGAAAAAUAUCCCCAAUAUGGCAACAUCCCUCCUCCCCAAAGCCUUAAGCCAAAGCAGGAGUACCAAGCACAUCGUGGGAAAAUGGAAGGAAUCACAACAUUUAAAUCUGAUUAUCUUCCAUAUGAUGUUGUGAAAAGACCUCUUCAGGUACAAGAAGAGUAUAAACCAAAACCUGGAGAGAUUGAUCUUGGAACUACAUACAAGAGAGAUUAUAAUCCUCAUAAAAUACAACCAGUGACAUUAGUAAGACCUUUAGAGAGAAAGCACAUUCAAAGAGGAAAACUAGACACCAUUCCAACCUAUCAAGAUGACUACAGAUCAUGGGAAGUUCAAAGAAGGGGACGUAAUAAAUUGGACCACCCCUACCAACCACCUACAGAGAAGUUUGGAAAUUCCACCACAUUUCAAGAUGAUUUUAUUCCCCGAGAGCUGAAUCCUAGACAAAGCUUUAAACCUCCUUGUGUAGCCAAACUUUCAGAUGUGCCUUUUAAUGGUGUUACUAGCCAUCGCAGUUCUUAUGUUGCUCAUCCACUGGAACCAAAAUUUAUAAGAUCAAAGGAAGAAUACAAGCCAAGCAGCCAACCCUUAGAAGAUCUCACAACCCACCGGAAUGAUUUUAAAGGACUACCUGGAAAGCUUUCAAAAAGCUGCAAGCCUGAAUACACCAAAGUUGGGUCCAAUGCUCACUUUAAUGGAAGCACUGAAUUCCGGGAUUGUUUUCAGCCAUGGUCAGUCUCAUUGCCAGAAGUCCGCAAGGUAAAAGAAUAUGUUCCACCCACAAGUAACAUGGAUUUAAACUCCACAAGCCAUCUUGACUAUGUUUGGCAUGAGAUCUGUCCUGUUGCCCCCAUAAGACCAGUUUCUUAUGGAAGAAAGAGCAAAGUCCCUUUCCAAGGAAACACCACCAUGAAAGAAGACUUUCAAGCUUGGGACAGCAGUCGGCAGGAAAUUAUUAAAAGACAUCAGGAAAUUCCAAAACCCACUGGAAAAUUUGAUGGAUUGACCACAUUCCAAUCUCACUAUCUACCACAUGAAAUAAUUCCAGCUCAAAGUUUUAAACCUUUACAUGUUGCUCUCUCUAGUUCAGCUCGGUUUGAAGAUGAAACCAUGUAUCGUACAGAGUAUACAACAAAGAAACAAGACAUUUGCCCAGCAAACUAUUCGUCUCCUCCAGGAUAUGUCUACAUAAACACAGAUUCUCAGGGUCACAAGUUUUUCCACAAAGUUACUCCAGAAAUGAAUACAUUUUCAGAAUCCAGUGAUAAUCAUAUUGCAAAGGAAGUAGCUGUUAUGUCAUAACUUUCAAUUUUACUGGUUUACACAAUUUUAUAACAUUUGGAACCUUUGGAGCUCAGAUUCAAAACAAAUAUAAAAACAAAUGGCAACUGAAUAUGCAAUUUAUUAUUGUAAUGUUUAAAAUGUUAAAAUUACUUAAAUUGAUUUAUACUCUAUAAAUUAUAGUUUUAAAAUCAAAGAUUAGACAACUAGUGCUAGCAGUAUUCUCCUGAAUAUUUUGCAUCAAAUCUAUUCUCUUUAAUUGUGCAUCUACAAUUUUCUGUGUUUUCUAGUUUUCAUUAUGUUCCAGUCCACGCAUAUGUCAUCAGCAUUAAACAUGAUAGCUGUUUCCUGGAUUUUUAAAAAAUCAUUAAAUAUCUAUAUUAGCAAUAAUAAGCCUUAAAUGUAACUUCAGCACAAUUAACAUUUUCACAAUAUAGUUAAUGAAACUGACAAUCUAAUUUAGGAGAUAUUCUCAGUAUUACUUUUGAAAUAUGGCUUUGACAUAGUUUUCUUUAACAGCAUAGAAAAAGGAACUUUUUUAAAAAUCUUGCUAGCCAAACCGCAUUACAGACUUGCUCCCAUGGUCGGUCUUAUUGCCUGUGGUCUGCAAGAUAAAAGAGUAUGUUCCACCUACAGGUAACAUGGAUUUAAACUCUACAAGUAUGUUCAGCAUGAGCUCUAUCUUGUUGCCCCAGUAAGACCAGCUUCUUAUGGAAGAAAGAGCAAAGUCUACUUCCAAGGAAACAUCACUAUGAAAGAACACUUUCAAACUUGGGACAGCAGCCAGUAAGAAAUUAUUGAAAGACAUCAGGAAAUUCCAAAACCCAUUGGAAUAUUUGAUGGAUUGACCACAUUCAAAUCUCAUUAUCUACCAUGAGAUCAUUCCAGCUCAAGGUUUCAAACAUUUAGAUGUUGCUCUCCCUAGUUCAGCUCGGUUUGAAGAUAAAACCAUGUAUUGGACAGAAUAUAUUCCAAAGGAACAAGAGAUCUGCCUGGCAUCCUAUUUAUCUUCUCCAGGAUGUGUCUAUAUGAACACAGAUUCUCAGGAUCACAAGUCUUUCCUCAAGGUUACUCUAAAAAUGAAGAACACUUUCAGAAUCCAAUGGCAAUCAUAUUGCAAAGAAAAUAGCUGUUGUGUCAUAACUUUUAAUUUUAAAUGUUUACACAUUCUUAUGAAAUACCAUAUCUUCUUACAUAUAACACACACCCAAAAAUCAGCCACUGGAAAUUGGAGGGGUGGGGUGUACAUUAUAAGUUAGGAAAUAUGGCAACAGAAAUUUCUGCCACUUCAGCUUUUGCUAGGCACAAGUGGAAGAACUCUAUACAUGAACCACAGAAAGCAGAACAAUGAAUAAGCUACUGCUACUCUAUUACCUGCUACAAGCAAAAUUUAUUUUUCUUCAUUCUGCCUUUCAAAAACAAGGGGCAUAUCUUAUUCUAUGGCAUGUUACAGAUGAGGAAAAUAUGGUAUUUAGAAUCUUUAGGCCAAGUACAGAUGUUCCUUUUGUACUUCUAAAAUUAUUAAAUUUCUUAAAGUGUUUCUCAAUUAUAAUUUAAAAAUCAAAGAUUAGGCAAAUUGUGCUAAUGGGAUCCUCCUGAAUAUUUUGGAUGAAGUCUAUUCUCUUUAAUUGUGCUCCUACAAUUUUCUGUGCUUUCCAGUUUUCAUUGUGUUCCAUCCCAUGCACGUCUAAUGCCAUUUACAUAUUACAACAUUUGUUCUGGCUUUUAAAAAAAUCAUUAAAUUUAUGAUACCAGUUAUAUGCCUUACCUAUAGUUUAAAUGCAAUAUAAAUUUUCCCAGUAUAGUUAAUGAAACUGAAAAUCUAAA
Messenger RNA from Gavialis gangeticus (Gharial), 3335 nucleotides. RefSeq names its product stabilizer of axonemal microtubules 2 (gene SAXO2). Gene Ontology annotation, cellular component: centriole; axonemal microtubule; ciliary basal body. The record is from RefSeq and is a predicted model, not a curated record. NCBI's taxonomy places the organism in Eukaryota, Metazoa, Chordata, Crocodylia, Gavialidae. Gene Ontology annotation, molecular function: microtubule binding. The transcript is spliced from 4 exons. Bases 216 to 1529 code for a protein of 437 amino acids. Gene Ontology annotation, biological process: microtubule anchoring.